This is a messenger RNA of Micromonas commoda, 1014 nucleotides long. RefSeq lists its product with no specific name. Lineage: Eukaryota; Viridiplantae; Chlorophyta; Mamiellophyceae; Mamiellales; Mamiellaceae. The coding region runs from base 1 to 1014 and encodes 337 amino acids. The record is from RefSeq and is a predicted model, not a curated record. The transcript has a single exon.
AUGCUCACGGAGACCCGAGCUCACGACAACGGCGCAGCCGCCGGCCCGGGCCCUGGUUCGUCCGGCCCUGGUUCGGGUUUCCAUCGCGGGAUCGUCAGCGACCGGAGCGUCCUCGAGAUGAGCGUCGCCGAGCGCACGCGCCUAGUGCAUCACGUCCACGAGCGUUGGGAGAAGAUAGCACACGCGGUACCUCACGUCAAGCAGACGUACAACUGGGACUGCGGGCUCGCGUGCGUCCUGAUGGUCGUCAGGGCGCUGGGCGCGAGCGCGCAUCACUGCGACUUGCGAACGCUCCGCCAGCUGUGCCGCACUACGUCCAUCUGGACCGUCGACCUCGCGUACCUCCUCCGCAGGUUCGGCGCCGACGUGACCUUCACCACGGUGACCAUGGGCGCCAACCCGGCGUACGAGUCGGAGUCCUUCUACAGGGACAACCUUCGCGAGGACUGCGAGAGGGUCGACGCGCUCUUCGAGGGCGCCCGCGCGAAUGGCAUAUCCAUCGAGCGCAAGAGCCUGAGCCUGGACGCCAUCAAGGCGUACGCGGGCGGGGGCGAGUACCUCGUGAUACUGCUGGUGGACAAGCCGAAGCUCGGCGUGAAGCCCCGGGACGCCGUGGUCCUCCCGGAGGGCGAGAACAACGGGAGAGGAGGCUCCGACGCACUCGCGUGGCUCACCGGCGCGGCGGGCAAGCCGGCGGCGUGGGGAGCGCGGCGGGGGAGCGAGUCGGCGUCGACGCUCGCGAACGGGGCGGCUCCUUCGCGCGGGUAUACCGGGCACUACAUCGUGGUGUGCGGCUACAAUCCCGUGGACGGCGAGUUCCUGUGCAGGGACCCCGCGUCGCACGUCAGGGAUCUGAUCAUCACGGCGGAGAACCUGGAAAAGGCUCGACGCGCUUUCGGCACCGACGAGGACAUCCUGCUGGUCAGAAACGAGGCGCUGGACCAGCGCAAGGUGCUCGCGGCGUCGAGGGAGGCUGACACGGCCGCGGAGGGCGUGGCCGCUCUGCUAGCGUAG